Tilletiaria anomala UBC 951 is the source of this 950-nucleotide messenger RNA. RefSeq lists its product as uncharacterized. Gene Ontology annotation, biological process: endoplasmic reticulum to Golgi vesicle-mediated transport; Golgi organization; intracellular protein transport. Bases 172 to 822 code for a protein of 216 amino acids. The record is from RefSeq and is a predicted model, not a curated record. Gene Ontology annotation, cellular component: Golgi apparatus; endoplasmic reticulum; COPII-coated ER to Golgi transport vesicle. NCBI's taxonomy places the organism in Eukaryota, Fungi, Basidiomycota, Exobasidiomycetes, Georgefischeriales, Tilletiariaceae. The transcript is spliced from 4 exons.
CACGACGAUGGAUCUCACCUCACACCCAGGUCUCCCUCCCAUACAUGCUACAGCGCGGAACGUUGCUAUUAGCGUUUGCCUCCCUGUUUGUGUUCGAGUACUGAAGAGCUUGACCGCGGUGCUCACUUCUACUAAUCUGUUGGAGUCGCAAGGCAAAUCCGCGCAGCCAUCAUGCGCGUUUUCUCGGGAGUGCUGCUGCUUCUUGCAUCGUUGCAGGCAGCCCAAGCGGUCUACUUUUACAUGGAAUCGGGUGGAAAGAAGUGCUUCAUUGAGGAGCUCCCCAAUGAUACCGUCGUCGUUGGACACUACAUGGCGGAGGAGUGGGAUCAGCAAGAGAGCAAGUUCGUCAUGCACGAAGACCUUGGCAUCAAGAUUGCAAUCAAGGAGAUGACAACGGAGCACGUCCUGACUUCCUCUCGAGGGCCGUCGGAAGGCAAGUUUGCAUUCACCUCUCACGAGUCUGGUGACCACCAGAUCUGCUUGACUACGGAUUACACAGAGUCUCAUCGGCGUAGCCAGGGGCAGGUGCGGAUGCAUUUGGACAUCAUCAUCGGAGAUGCCAAGCCAGACAAUACUGGCCGUAACAAGCAGCACGUUGAGAGUUUGGCGGAGAGGGUGCGCGACUUGAACGCCAAAGUGCAUGAUAUCAAGAAGGAGCAACAGUUCCAACGAGAGCGUGAGGCUCUCUUCCGAGAUCUUAGCGAAAAAACAAAUACCAGGGCCAUCUACUGGAGUGCAAUCCAGAUGUUUGUGCUCUUAGGGACCUGCAUCUGGCAGCUCAGACAUCUCAGGGUCUUUUUCGAGGACAAGAAGCUUCGUUGAUCCAGUCUCAGCGACCUGGCGGCAGUGCAGGCGUAGCACAGAUCACUUCAAAUAUUGUAGCAUACAGCAGGCAUGUGAUUACGAUUGUCACCCUUUCUAUUGUACAGAAUUGCCAAUGCAUCACACCU